CACACACACACGCAGCAGGAGCCGGCACGUGGGCGCUGCUGCUGCUUGCAGCCAGCCCAGCGCCUUCCCUCCCAGUGUUUGCCAGGAGCCCGGGCAGCCAGCGCCCCAGGCGGGCAGAGAGCAGCAGCAGCAGCAGCAGGAGGAGGAGGAGGAGGAGGAGGGGGGCGGCCCGGCAGCGAGGGGGGCUCAGCGGCCAGGAGAGAGCGGGAACCCCGGCCCCACCCCAUGCGUGCACCCCAGAGCCACCCGCUCGGGCGGAGCCCCGCGCCCCGCCGGCCGGAGCGCGAGUAGGAGCCGGCUGCAUGGGCGCCCCGGGGAGGAUGCUCGGGCUGUAGGCGCCUGCCCCGGCUCGCGGCUCGGGAGCAGCCCGGUGCUGCCCCCGGCAUGAUCUGCUGCCGGCGCUGGCUGCGUCUCCCCCGCUCCGUCCCCAUGGACUUAGCUGCGGUCGCCGGCCGGAGCGCGUGAGCCUGGGCGUCCCGCCGAGCGGGGCCGGCCCCCGGGAACUGGAGGAUACUGCAGCAUCCUCAGGGACAUACAUACAGAAGGCUGAGCUGGAGCCUGUGUGGGACUUAAAAAGGACUUCCAGUUGGUGGUAGCCUGAGGAACUUCCUUUCACUCCAAUGUUGCUCCGAAACUAAAUUGUCUCCAGAAUUCGGAACCAUCAGGUUUGCUAAGAUGCCCCAGGAACAGUAUGCACACAGGAGCGCCAUGCAGAGCUCGGAAGGCCCACAGGUAUACAAAGUGGGGAUUUACGGCUGGAGGAAGAGAUGCCUCUAUUUCUUUGUGCUACUCCUAAUGAUUUUAAUCCUGGUGAACCUUGCCAUGACCAUCUGGAUUCUCAAGGUUAUGAACUUCACAAUUGAUGGAAUGGGGAACCUGAGAAUCACAGAGGAAGGUCUGAAGCUAGAAGGAGAUUCAGAAUUCUUGAAACCUCUCUACGCCAAAGAAAUCCGGUCCAGACCAGGCAAUCCAUUGUACUUCCAAUCUGCCAGAAAUGUUACAGUGAACAUUCUCAAUGAGAAGACUAAAGUCCUUACUCGUCUUGUAACAGGUCCCCAAGCAGUGGAAGCACACAGCCAAAAAUUCGAGGUGAAAUCCCUCUCUGGAAAAUUGCUGUUUUCUGCAGAUGACAACGAAGUGGUCGUGGGAGCAGAGAGACUGAGAGUUUUAGGAGCAGAAGGCACAGUGUUCCCUAAAUCUAUAGAAACUCCCAGUGUCAGGGCAGACCCCUUCAAGGAACUAAGACUGGAGUCACCCACACGCUCUUUGGUGAUGGAGGCUCCAAAGGGAAUUGAAAUUAACGCAGAGGCCGGCAACAUGGAAGCCACAUGCAGGACGGAGCUGAGGCUGGAAUCAAAAGAUGGAGAGAUUACGCUGAAUGCUGAAAAUAUCAAACUGCCUAGAUUGCCUCUAGCAUCCCACUCCUCUACCGGAUCCAGGCAAAAAAUCUACGAGCUGUGUGUGUGUUCCAACGGGAGGUUAUUCCUGUCUCAGGCAGGAGCUAGCUCCACCUGCCAGAUAAACACAAGCAUCUGUUCUUGAGAGACGGUUCCCAGCAGGCAGCACAAAGGCCCUGUUCUGGUCUCACAGAUAGCUGCUCCCAACUAUUUUUGCUAGAACCCAGAAAGCCUAUCAAAGACUUUUUUGUGUGUGUGUGCGCGCGUGUGAAUAUAUAUAUAUAUAUAUAAAAAAAUAUAUAUCCUCUGUGUAAAACGAUGUUUCAGUACAAUGAAUCCCAGGGUGACCCUAUUACAUUCUGUUAAAUUGGACUCACUACUCCCUGAACCCUUCUGUAUUAAUAUAGUCUAAUGGUCCUCCCUUAUAACUCACCGUCUCCUCAUAGCAGUGGAAACAAUGUCUGAUUAAGUACAUGGACUGACGUACUCCUAGCAUCAUGCAAAAGGAGAACAACUCUGAUAAUUUUUGCACCAUUGAAAUCAGUGGCAACAGAAUGGCCAGCAAGGCAGAGCAAAUGGCCUCGAGAACUCCAAGACGCCGGUCACUGAAUGACACUCUAUUUUUAAUCUAAAGUAGAGCAACCUAAUUGGGAGACUCUACACUGCCCUCCAGGAAAACUGGGUUUGAUUCCCAGUGCUGGUCUCCCACCACUUAGCCUUUGGAAGCAGGGAAUAUAGGCCCCAAUCCUGUUCUCACUGGAGUAAAUGGCAAAACUCCCAUUGACUUAAGUGGUACUGGAUCAGGCCCAGAGAAAGUAGAGAAUGGCAUGCAUCAUUCAGCUGUGACACACUCAUCCAGUGAAGGGCUCUGAAGGGAGCCCCUUUUAGUCCUCCUUGGCAGAUAGAGGUAUAAAUGAUCAGGGAAUUUGACAUUUAUGUGGGGGGUCCCUGUCUCUGGGAGAAAAAUGAAAUUAAGGCUAAUUCUGUUUUCCUGGGGUUUACAAUAGUGAUCCCUGUUUGUGUAGCUGACAUUUUAUUACGUUACUUUGCAUCAACAGGAAAACUAACUGUGUGAAUAUCACAUCCCCUGUUAACAAAAAAAUUCUUUAAUUUAAAAAAAAGAUAAAAAUUGUUGCAGUUACAAAAAUACCAGGUCUGCAUAGCCAUCAGGUGUUCUGGUUCACCCUAGAGCGUUCAAUCCUACACUCUAGGAGUCUGGGGUAAUUCUGCUUUUAAAAUAAACCACCUCCCUCCCUCUCUCUCUCUCUCACACACACCCACCCCUUGCAAAGCUGAGAACGUGUAAGAUUUGGCCGGAACCUAUCUGAGAGACAGUGAAACUCACACAAAAGAGAAGCAUUAUCCAAAUUCUCUGCAGGGAUUUUUUUUUUUAAAUAAAACAGGGAGGGCAGUCUGAGGUCACUCACUUUUUAUGGAGAUUGCAAAUAUCAGAGAUGCUGAUUAGGAAACAGGACUUUUAAAAAAUGUUUUAUAAAGAUGAUGACCAAAUUAGGUCACAGAAAAGUAAGGCUUUGGGCUCUGGGUCAUCCUGAACUUGAACCCAAAUAACUCAGUAUUUGAAUCUGUUUUUCAUGAGUGGGGUUUUUUCCCCUCCAUGAGGCAUUUAUAGGGAAGGAAAAAUGUAAGAUCUGAUCUUGUCACACUGUUUCCAUUAUCCAAAAAUGGGAAUACCAUGAGCAGUGUGAAGAUCUCAUAGUUACUGGAUUUCAACUCCAUCAGUGGCUCCCCCAGGCAUUUAAGAAGCCUUUGAAAAACAUACAGGGUAAAUUUUUCAAAAGUCCCUAAAUCCUGUUAACUUUCAAUGAGACCUGGGUUGCUAGGUCAUCGCUUUUGAAAACGUUACCCCUAUACAAAUACUCAAACCUGUCCAUACCUCUGGUGAUACUGAAAGUACAUUGAUCUCCGCCAAACAAUUUUCAAGAUUAGAUAUCACAAAAACAAAAUGUUUAGAGACAGUUUGGCCAAUUUCUACAUGAGUCACUUGUAUGGGGGGGCGGGGGCGGAGGGCUCGAGAGUGCCAGGUUUCUGGAUUUUUUAAAUGUGCGUAUAGGGCAUAAUCCAAAGCUGGUUGAAGUCAAUAGAAAGACUCCCAUUGACUUGCAUGGAAUUUGGAUCAGACUGUUAGAAAAAAAACCUAUCCCCCUUUGGUCCUUCUGGUUGUUUUGCUCGCUAACAAAGCACACUUGAGGACACCCAUAAAAUGUUACACUUGACAGAGGUUAAAAAUGAUUAGUUCUACAAUUUUCUUAGUGAUACGGUUAGGUUAAUUAUCAAGUUCAAACUAUUUGUUAAUGAAUGCAAAGGGUCACCCAGGAUAACAAUUGUAUUGGGACAUAGGACUAUACCAUCUCUGUUCAAAGAGGGGAAAUUGUGCCUAUGCCUUAAGUCAAUGCACUCAGCAAGGAGAAGCACAUCAUAUUUAUCUUGUUAUUAAAACGACUUUAUUUUGUGGGGGGACAGUUGGAAGGGAGGGUGGCGGCUGUCAACAGAUGUCAUGGGAGCCGAUGGUGCAACAUGAAGCAGAUUUAAGUGAAAUCCAUAAAGGCUGUGAGGGCCGCUGGAGUGAGUAUAGCCUUUUUACCAUAUUAAAUAUAACAAAAGACAAUGUAUGUUACCUCCAGACCAUAGCUGAAGUCCCACUCAUAGCUCCAAGUGGAAUACAUUUACUGUAGUAUUUUUUUCUCAUUUUGUUUUGUAUUGGACAGUAAUUCAUAUCAUAUGCAAGGGCCGAUUCAUAAAAAAAAAUUGUCCAGGAUACACAAGGUUCUAACGAAGUUUGAGCUGCAGAAAGAGUGUAUUGUGCAAAGGUCUGGUUUUAUUUCACUUUUCUCCCCCAAUGAUUGAUUCCAGUGCUAGUGAAAGGUGCUAGGCAGAGCACCAGAACUGGCACGGGAAGGGCUGGGGUAGUGUGUAGUUUCCUGUACUGUACUGCCAAUAUUCCUCAACCUGGCCUAGCAGGUUCCACCGCUGGUGUUGGAGGGUAGCUCAGUCUUUACCUCCAUUCAGUCUUUGCCCUCCCUGCUUAACGGUUUACUGCCCUGUGCAGUGAUAGUUCUAGUGAGGUAGAUGCUUAUCUAUGGGAAACUGAACUGAGAUCAUCAUGCUCAUUUCCCAAAGGCUAUGAGAGAGCCUUGAGGCCAUUUUGUCGUUUACCAGUCUGAGCUGGAUUUGAACUGAUGACCUAAGUACCUGUCCCUGUCACCAUGACAGCUUGUUGUUAGUGCAGGUCCCCUUUGUCAGGUAAAAAGAGUACCUUAGUUUUGCAUAGAUUAGGAGAGCCCAGCUUUUUAUGCAUACGAAGAAAAGAGUGCAUUUCUAGCUUUUAAAAUGUUAAAUUACAUGCUGUUAAAGAAAAAAAUCACGUUGCUCUAACAGGUGAAAUUCACCCGUGUGCAGACUUACGCACCUCUUAACUUCCACUUAAAUCCUCACAUUAGCACUUACGUGGUAUCCUAGACCUUAUGUUGUCCCCCUGCACAGUAGCCAGUUUCACCCAGUUAGAGACAAGGUCUUCACUAAACAGUGUGUGUAAGUUCCUGCAGCUUCUGAGGAGCAAUCACUUUGCUUGGCAAAGAUUGAAGUAGGGUUAACACCCUUAAAUGUGACAUACUGAACUAAAGCAUCCCUGCCCAAUGAGGAUAGUAUGUCUGUGAUAUAAAGCACCUUCGUGCAAGGUACAGUACAUGGGAGGGGGUCAUUUUUAGCAUAGGUAUGUUGCCAAGCAGCUCCUGUAUUAAUGGGAGUCACAUGAUUAAAAGAACCCUUGUGCAGUGACUUAAAUUUUACCAUUUCAGUCUGAUGGGAAGACAGGUCACACAAAACCAUCUAUUUCAUUUCUUCCCUCUAUUCAUCUCCUAGAAAAGGAUCCCCUUCCCACUCCCCUGUGGGAUUAUUGUUUGCUUGAGAACAGUGAAAGUCUUUCCUUAAAAAGGGAAGGAAUGUUACACAACACAAAACUCUGAGGGUGCCCACUGGUUGUUGUUAGGAGACAACAGUACACUGUGGCCGGUGGUACUUUAGUAAAUGGAGAUCUAGUCAGUGCCGCAGUUGUUGACCAUACAACAGUAUGUGCCAUGUGAUAGGUUUAGUUUGCAUAUUUCUUUGAAUAAUUAUUUUCACUGUAUAAGAUUGUUUCUGCCCAUAGCCCUCUCAUGUCCUAAUAGGUCUCUACUCAAGACUUGCUUAGUUUCAAUUUCAUACAUACAAACUGUCCACAGAAGUUAAAAGAAAAUUGCCAGCCAACAAACUGAUAUAUUUCUUUAUGAAUCGGACCCACAAUUUGGUUCAGUUGUCAUCAUUUGCCCAUGAGGGGCUGGUAUUUAUCUCAAAUAAGGGUUCCUUUUAUCUCUCGCGACUUAGGACAGGCUGGGAGGGAUAGGGAGCUAGCUUCUAUUGAAGUCUCUGGGAUAUAUACCAUUGACUUCAGUGCCUGCAGGAUCCAGCCCAGGGUCUUUCUGGGUUCAGAUUUAGGCCACUGAAGUCAGUGGGAACACUUCCAUCGAUGUCAGUUGUUGCAGGAUCGAGGCCGGACUCAGAAUUGUACAUAAUUCUGCACUGAAGCUAUGUGCAUUCAAAAUACUUGCUAAUGAAGGGACUGCGUUAUUGUCAAUAUACCUUAGGCAACCAUGAAUACGAAAGCUAAAGAUAAAUGCUUUUAUAUAUUGUAACUCUUGUCUUUACUAGAGCUUCAGUAACAUGCUACAUUUGCUUUAAAUGCCACCGUUACUAAGCUUGUAGAGAAAAUGACUAUUAGUGCUUGUCUUUACACAAUACCUUACCCAUAUUUACUGUAUGAACUCCCUGCCAUAACACGUACGUCAGGGCGGUCUUUAAAAGCAAAAAGACUUUGACAUUAGCAAAAACAGAGUUCCUAAAACUGAUUAUAUAUCUGCAUCCACUCUCCAAAUUUCAUUUUUUUAAAGGUUUCAGAGUAACAGCCGUAUGUAUUAUCCAGCAGUCAGCAUAAUUACUACACUGAGCGUUCAAAUGAGACUUUAGCAGUAAAGAAACUCAUGCAAAGGGAAAGCCAGGGACUACUAAGCUGUAUAUUAGAACUCCCCUUUUUAGAAAGGUUAAAGUAGCGCAAGUGUGGUCUACAUUUGUUUCCUUCAAUCACGUGUUUUCAAUCAGAUUUUUUUCCCAAUACAAACAUGAUACAAAAAAUAAAAAUUAUGAACUUAAAUGACCACCUGCAACAUGUGGCAUAGCCAAAUGAGAUCUAAACCCUGCUAACCCUCCACUCAGUCUUUGAGACUGCUCCAUUGUUAAAGAGGGAGCUUCCUGGGGCACUUGGGAAGAUGUCCGGUUUGUUCGAGCCCCGUAGCCAUGCUAGAGCUGAAUGAACAGGUCUGUAAUUGUUGCACUCCUUGAAUGUGCAGGGCUCUUAAGUGGAAUUGGCUUUUGUUUGAAUUGGGGGGUUGGGGGUGGGGUUUUUUUUUUAAUAUUUGUUGUUAUGGCUUUAAGUUUCCUAUUAUAAAGGGGAGUGAGUGACAGACCAAAGACUGUUAGAAGGGCAGCCCCACACCCACUUAUUAACUUAAUAGUGCUUAUUGGAACUGGGCAGGAAACCCAGAGUUCAUUGCAUAGCUUCUGGGCACUAGACGAGAACAACAAGGAAAACUAAAAUUCAGUUAAUAGGGGAAAGAAAGUAAGUGUAAGAUUCUGUGCUGUGUACAAAAGGCAAAGAGUGGUCUAAAAACUGAAAGAAGAAAAAAUGCAGUAUCGAAGCAGGUUGUUACUAUCGUAACAUUUCUGUUUGGGGAGGGAUAAAUAAGCUAAAUGUUGUUAGCUGCUCAUGUGCGUUCUUGCCUUGAUGUGUGUGGAACUCCGACAGUGCCAGUGAGACUUACCUGUGCAGAUCAAGGAGAGCCCUAUAGCCCUAAGCUUGUGCUUCAGUGAUGGCCGUCGCAAGUGUUUGGCUUGCUGCCGAAAGGCCAUCGGAAAGUUGGACCUACGAACACCUAAUUGCACCUGCAGUGUAGAAGAGUAACUACGCCGUGACUGCUCAAUCUUUAACACCCAUACAGUUAAGCAGAAUUACUGUUGGACUACUUUUUGGUAAUUUUGUUGGCUUUUUUUUAAGUUUGAAAUUUUAUUAUUCAAAAAACAAAUGGGGAAAAAAGCUGGUAAUAGAUUUGUGAAGCAUUUUCAACCAGUGGGUUGGAAAUUUUCAAAUCUGGAAAUUUCAAAAUAUUUUAAAUUUUGCAAAACAGAACAUUUUUAAGUCUUAAUUUCCCUCCCUACUUCCCCCCCUGCCCAUCUCUAAACAAUUACCACUGAAUAUUUAAGCAGGCAGAAAGCGCUAUUGAUGUGUGAUUCAAACUCAGUCCUUCCUUCUUCUCUGCACUCUAUGCUUCUGUAGAAACCCAUCUAGGUAGGACUCAUUGUUUUCACAGCUGACCUAACAGAGCUUAUGGUUGAGACAUGGGGAGGGUUAGAAAUUGGCUUGGCACUGGUACCAUAGAUUGGUCUAUCAAGACAGCGAUGAAGUGAGCAGGGGGAAAGCAUGUUAAUAGAUAUCUCCUUAGUGAUAUUGAUAAAGUGAUUCUCUUUUGUCUGUUUACACUAUUACCUUUAAAUUAACAACAAAUUUGGGAUGGAUCUGAUUGUGAUUAUAUUCAAUCUGUGUUUGGACAGUGCCACUUAUCCCAUUUAAAGGCUGUUUGUCUGACCCAUUCUUGUCAGAACAUUGGGGAGUUUGUUUAACGAGGAGAACAAAUUUCCAUCCACAUUAAACACAAUGGUUUGGGAUUGGGUUAGAAAAAUAGAAGGACUAUCUGGUAUUUAAACAAACAUUGUCAUAUUUGAAAAGCAUGUGGUGAUAUAUAUACAGCCCUGAAGCUUUCUAAAGCUAAUAAUUUCCUAAUAUGCAAAUUGCAUUCUAUUGAGUCUUUUCCAAAAAGAAAAAAAGCCACGUUUUUGCUUUGGGGGUUUUUUUGCAGGAAAAGUGGAUAUUUAAAGUUCCAGCACUAUAUAUCCACAGAGAAGGGGGGGAAAUCCUCAAUCAUAAUUCUACUGAGAUUUCCCAAGCACCUCACUUUAAACUAGAAGUACGAGCCUCUGAAAAAAUUAAUUUUGCUACAGGUGUAAUUCCUGUGUGAAAGUCAGCAUCAUUGUCACUUUCAGGAAAUGUCACAUCUUAUUGUUGCCACUCAGAGUCAUCCAAUACCUACGAUUUUCUGUCACAAGCCUUCUAGUACGUUGAUAGCAUCAUGCUACCUAUUCAGAGGAGUCUGGGAUUUCCUCUGAAGCAUCUCAUCCCUUUUCGAAAGGGCAUCGGAAGGAGAGAUUUGUGCAAAAAAAUAUAUUAAAUUUGCAUUGUGCCCUGCUCCCAAAUACUUAGGAUAGAGACAUGCUGCCUUAGAAAACAGGUCCUUUAUCAGAGAGAUUUUUAAAAAGGCACUUUGGGACCUUUCAUCAGGUUCUCCUGGAACAGAAAUGGUGAAACUUUCCAAUACAUUAGCCAUCAUAGUAAUAAGCCCACCGCAAAUCAUGUCUCACGUGCAUCUUUGCUUGUAACAAGAAUUUAAAAUUCCUUUGUGCUCUUGCAUUUCCCUCCCCGCACCUCAAAAGGCUUAACCACUGAUAAGAAAGCAAGCAUUUUGAAGCCUGCUUAUCACUUUCUAAAGCAAUGUGAUUUCUGUGUUCCUUUAAAAGAUCUCUCAUAAUGGAACCCUUGAAGUAGGCUUGAACUGGAGAGUAAGGAAACCAAUUAUUUAUGGGUGGUCCCAUUUUUAUGUAUGAUUGGAUUACAGGAACUGAAAAAUCAAAUGUUGCCCUUCUGGUGCCACCCACACCUUGUUAGCUACCGAUAUUUUUCUCUCCUAAACGUUUUAACUAGAUUUCUUAUACAAUAGUGCCUACAGAGUAGGGAAAUUAGCAUCUUAUUUUGAAAGAGAGUGGACACGCCUGCUAAUCAUCCUUAUCUAGAACUGAAGAGGACCCAGAUAUGGACACUAUUAUUAUAAUAAUUUGACUUUGGGGCAGUAUUAAUGAUGUUGGUAAUGGGGAUUAGACUAGAUGACCCUUGCGGUCCCUUCUAACCCUGUAAUUCUAUAUUACAGAUUCUAUGUAUACACAGCCUAAGUGGUAUAAAUAGCAACAAGAAAUACUAUACCCUAGUCUUGCUAGCCAUCUUGCACCCCUCAAGCAUCUGUAUUAAUGCCAGAAGGCCCAACAGGGCCCAUUCUUAAAACUAACUCUGCUUUCUGCUCUAAUUAAAUGUCUGUUUGGACACACAGAAAAGUGCAGAAAGCUCAGGAAUAAGGAAAGAUGAAAUGUUUCAUAUACUCACCUCAGAACAUGAACCCUGUGAAGUUUGGGGAUUUUUUACUUGACUCAUCAUGAGCUAGCUGGACGAGCAGCCUGAGGUGGAAAUAAGAGCGAGGGUGAUAUCGGGUGACUAGAUUGUAGCUUGGUAGCGGUUUACGAAGUCCUGCCCCUUGCAGAGGGUCAGAUUCUCAGCUGGCGCUAAUGCCACCUUCCACCAUUACUUCAGAGCUGUGCUGAUUUACACCAGCUGAGGAUCUGGCCCAGAAAGCCGGUCACCUUUGAGGAUGUUGAAAAGGAGAUUUUUGCCACCUGCUCUAAACUACAGCCUGCUAAUCGACGUGUGGAAAUGAAAAAAGAAAAUCAGAUUAAACCAAAGUGGCUGAAUGGCAGCCUCUAUUCCUUCUCCAUCAGUGAGUCCCCACUAGCAGGUUGGGCCAAUUAAGGAACAAUGGCAAGCUGUCCUCGCAACUGCUGCCUCAACCCCAUACCUGAAAAUCAAGACAAGUUCAUUCUGCUUUCCACCUUACCACCAGCAAUCAGAGUUUAGCUGGCAAUUGGGUAAAUAAUGUAUGAGGCAGGGAAGGAUACAGCUUGAUCUUCGGCUCUAUUUUGGCUCCGCAGUGCUGACUAUAGUAAGAACUGGAUUUAGGGCCAGUUCUGCAGCAUUUACUGUGAAGAGCUCUUACUCACAUGAGCAGUUGCACUGAUUUUGGGCGUUGUCCAGUGAACUAUCGAUUCCAUUCACGUCUCUGGGGCUACUCAAGAGAUCCUACGCUACUCAACGCUAUAAAGGAGGAUUAAUUCAUUUACUAACAACGGAAUGAAUCUAUGACUCAGAAGGCAUAAAAAGAGCAGCCACCGGUCUCCAGCGAUCAGAUCCAGAUAUGGAUCCAUAUCUGGAGUCUGUAGAAGUUUGAGGUCUAUAGAAGUAGAAGUCUGUAGAAGUCUAGUCACCUCUGCAGGAGGCUUGGAUCCAAUGUUCUAGUUCAGAUGCGUAUUUUUAUUUGUAGUCGUUUUUUCUGACCUUGCCCACCCUUUAUUUUAAUAACUUGCCUCGUCCAAAUUCUAGUGUUUGACAGCCCAUAAAAUUGUUUAUGUUAACCCAGUAAAAUGCUUUUCAUAGGGAGAACUGACUGCAGGACAUAGCCUCUGCCAGUUUAAGCAAUGAUAUUUAUACCGUCAAAACCCCAUUCAUCUACGUCAUCAGAGAGCAUAUUGAUAUGCUAUAGCAGGUUUCCAUCUGUGGUAGUAAAAUGCUUUCUCUGACCUCUGUCCCAAUGACCUUGAUAGUGUAAACAUGACAAAAUGAGUGUAAACUGUUAUCACGGUUAUCAUUAAGAAAUUCAUAUUUGUUUGGCACUUUUUUUUUAAUUCAUGUAUGUGUGUGGUUGUGUGAGAAAAUAUAAAGCUUUUUUUUUAUCAAAUAACAUCAAUCCUUGCACAGUCUAUGCAAAAUUUUGUAAGCAUUGCAAUAAUGCUAUGAAUUACACAAGGAACUAUUUUAACUUUAUUACACUUUCUGUAUAAAAAAGAUUUGUAUUUAAAUGAUUUCAACUGCGAACUUGUAAAAUAUAUUAAUAAAAUAAUGAUUGUUAA
Messenger RNA from Chelonia mydas (Green sea turtle), 11285 nucleotides. It is a transcript of the gene SGCD, whose product is annotated as sarcoglycan delta. Lineage: Eukaryota; Metazoa; Chordata; Testudines; Cheloniidae. Gene Ontology annotation, cellular component: sarcolemma; sarcoglycan complex. Gene Ontology annotation, biological process: cardiac muscle tissue development; heart contraction. The transcript has 9 exons. The coding region runs from base 676 to 1542 and encodes 288 amino acids. The record is from RefSeq and is a predicted model, not a curated record.